UUAAGACAGCCUUUGUGAAGCAGCACUCAGACACAGCGUUCAUGGCAGCCCACUGUGAGAUGAUACCCAUUGAGUGGGUAUGUCGGAGGGUGGCAACCGGGUCUUUCCUGAAGAGGAAUCCAGGAGUCAAAGAGGGCUACCGCUUCUCCCCUCUAAAGCUGGAGAUGUUCUUUAAAGAUGAUGCCAACAAUGAUCCUCAGUGGUCAGAGGAGCAGCUGCUGGAGGCCAAAUUCUGUCUGGCUGGUCUGACUAUUGGUCAGUGCGAGGUGGACAUCAUGAAUCGCAGCACUGUGGCCAUCUUUGAGAUUCUGGAGAAGGCCUGGGCCACUCAGAACUGCACGCUGGUGGAUAUGAAGAUUGAGUUUGGCAUCAACGUGAAAACUCAAGAGAUUGUGCUUGCUGACGUGAUCGACAAUGAUUCAUGGAGGCUGUGGCCAGCUGGAGAUCGAAGCCAGCAAAAAGAUAAACAGGUGUACAGAGACCUCAAAGAAGUUACUCCAGAGGCGCUGCAGAUGGUGAAGAGGAAUUUUGAGUGGGUCUCAGAAAGGGUCAAGUUGCUGCUGGAGUCACAGGCUAGCGGCAGGGUGGUGGUAUUGAUGGGCUCCACCUCAGAUAUGGCCCAUUGUGAAAAGAUCAGGAAGGCGUGCACCUCUUAUGGGAUCCCCUGCGUCCUCAGAGUCACCUCGGCGCACAAGGGUCCCGAUGAGACACUCCGCAUUAAAGCAGAAUACGAAGGUGACGGCAUACCCACUGUGUUUGUGGCUGUGGCUGGGAGAAGUAACGGCCUUGGCCCAGUGAUGUCUGGAAAUACUGCUUAUCCUGUUAUCAACUGCCCUCCUCUCACUCCAGACUGGGGAUCACAAGAUGUCUGGUCAUCCCUCCGCAUGCCAAGUGGUCUUGGCUGCUCCACAGUUUUGUCUCCCGAGGCUGCUGCUCAGUUUGCAGCGCAGGUCUUCGGGUUGAGGGACCACCUGGUGUGGUGCAAACUGAGGGCAUCCAUGCUCAACACCUGGGUGUCUCUCAAGCUGGCUGACAAGAAGUUACAGGCCUGCAGGCUUUGA
Archocentrus centrarchus (flier cichlid) is the source of this 1061-nucleotide messenger RNA. RefSeq names its product multifunctional protein ADE2-like. The record is from RefSeq and is a predicted model, not a curated record. Gene Ontology annotation, molecular function: phosphoribosylaminoimidazolesuccinocarboxamide synthase activity. Bases 42 to 1061 code for a protein of 339 amino acids. The transcript is spliced from 7 exons. Gene Ontology annotation, biological process: 'de novo' IMP biosynthetic process. Gene Ontology annotation, cellular component: cytosol. Lineage: Eukaryota; Metazoa; Chordata; Actinopteri; Cichliformes; Cichlidae.